CACAAAACAACAUUGCACUAAAAAAAACUAAACAUUUAUCUAAUAAGCAAAUUUAUAUUUUAUAAAACUAAAAAUAAAAUAAAGUAUUUUUUUUAUUAAAUAAUAAUUAUAUAAAAACAAAUAAUAAUAAUGUCACUUGGUGAUUCUGGUGGUUUCCUUUUCAGUUUGGAUUCCAGUAACCAAGAUCAACUUUUUUUAUAUCAACAAGAUAAAGAUAAUAAUAAUAGUUCCAAUAAUGUUACUAUUAUAAAUAAUAUUCAAAACAAUAACACUAAUAAUAAUGAUAGUAAUAAUCAACAACAACUUAGUAUAAGUGGUGAUAGCAAUAGUAAUGUUAUUGAAGCAAAUGGUGAAUUAACUAACGAUGGAACCACCAUCAUUAUUAAUAACAAUAGUGAUAUUAUAAAUAACAUAGACAGCCAAACAUUAACUAUGACAAUAGAUAAUAAUCACCUUCACCCACACCAUUUAAGUGGCAGCAAUAAUGAAAUAGUUUUAACAACAACUACUGCAAGUAAUGGCAUUGUUUUAAAUGAAAGCACUGGAAGUACUAAUAAUUCAACUGCACCACCUACCCCCUCAAAUACUACUACUACCACUACAUCAACAUCACCAAGUUUGUUCCAACCACAACAAAAUAGUUUUUAUGUACCUCCACCACCCCCACCACCCCCACCAGUAUUAGUUCCCCAUUAUCAAACAUUACAACAACCAUCAGUUAUCUACACACAACUUUUACAACAACAACAAAAGAAAUUAAGACCUGUCACAGAAAGAAGUCAAGAUGAUAAAAAGAAAGAGGCUUUAAACUUUUUAAAUUUCUACUUUAGAGUAUCUCCAAAUAAAAAAUCACCAACAAUAGCAAGAUCAACCGUUUUGGCACUAUAUACAAGUAAAAUUACAAUUGAUAAGAGAUAUAAACAACCAAAUGAUAUGGCAAAUCUUUGUGGUGCUGUAUAUACUUUUAUUUUUCAAAAUUUAGAAGAUGAAACAAUUAAAGAAUAUAUUACAUCAGCAGAAAAUGAAAGAUUAUCAAACAAAAAUGAUGUUAAAAAGAGAAAAAGAAAAAAGAAUCAUGAUAUUUCAAAUGGUGUUUUAAAUAACCACGACUCUUUUCUAACUUGUAUAAAAUAUGCAACUCUUCUUCCAUACCUAGAGUUUGUCCAUUCUAGUGAAUUAAGUGCUCAACAUUAUGGUAUUGAUUUUAAAUACAACCACCCAGAUUGGAACUAUAGCCAAGAAGAUCUUUUAAGAUGGGAAAACGAUUUGAAGGAUCAAAAACAAGGAAGUAAAAAAAUUAAUAGUGUUGAUGAUAAUGAAUAUGCAAAUAAUUUAAAUACACAAUUGGCCCAAAAUAAUUCAGCUUUAAUGUCAUCAUUAAAUAAUAGUACAAAUGGUACCAAUAGCAACAACAGCAGUAAUAACAAUGGUACACCAUCUUUAUCAUCAUCAGGUUCAAAUUUCAAAAAUAUCGAUUUAGAAGGAUUUGAAAUUUUAAGUCAAAAUAAUGCUUUUUCAAAUUCAAUUUUAAAUAAUAGUAAUAAUACAACCACUACUACAACCACUACAUCAUCUUCAUCCUCAUCACAAUGUAACACUAGUCAAUUUAAUAGUACUCCAUUCGCCUCAAGUACAGGUACACACAGCAAAAAAGGUGCUCAUGUAAACUACUUUAAGAUGAAUAGUAUCCCAGUAAAUGUAAUCGAAAAUAAUGAACAUUUUAUCAUCUAUGCAUUUAUUCCAUUCUAUAAACCAAAUGCUCUAAAAAUUAUUGUAAAUCAAAUGGAUAUCAUCUUAGAAGGUGUUAUCUCUCUUCCAGAUACUAUUCAAAUCCCAAAUGGUUCAGAGAUUUAUGUUCCAACCUCUUUUGUAAAUUGUAAACAAAUGGAUAUUCAAGAAGGUCAUUUUAGCAAAGUAAUUAGAUUAGCCUCGCCUAUUGCUGGUUCAAUUGUUGGUAAAAGAGACGGUGUAGUAGUUAUUAUAUGCAAGAAGGAAGACAAAGCAUCAACAGUUCACCAUCUUUAGAAAGAAUCAUCAAAAAAAAGUUCAUUACCAUUCUUUUUUUUUUUUUUAAAAAGUUUUUUUUUUACUUUUAAUUUUUUAGACCAACAGCAGUAGUAAUAGUAGUAGUAUUUAACAAAGAAGCAACAAAAACAACAUUAUUUUAUUUUAAAAAAAAAUAAAUAAAAAAAAUAAAAAAAUAAAAAAAUUGAAUUAGUUAAUUAUUAUUUUUAUAAAUAGUAAACUAAUAAUUAAUUUCAAUACUAAAUAUAAU
This is a messenger RNA of Dictyostelium purpureum, 2275 nucleotides long. RefSeq lists its product as uncharacterized. The record is from RefSeq and is a predicted model, not a curated record. The coding region runs from base 130 to 2025 and encodes 631 amino acids. The transcript is spliced from 2 exons. Lineage: Eukaryota; Evosea; Eumycetozoa; Dictyosteliales; Dictyosteliaceae.